This is a messenger RNA of Marmota flaviventris (yellow-bellied marmot), 372 nucleotides long. RefSeq names its product small ribosomal subunit protein uS4-like. NCBI's taxonomy places the organism in Eukaryota, Metazoa, Chordata, Mammalia, Rodentia, Sciuridae. The record is from RefSeq and is a predicted model, not a curated record.
AUGUUAACUAUCAUUGUUUAUUAUUUCUGUGACUCCACGUUCCUAGUAACAAGUACAUUGUGGAGAGAAGUAGGGACAGCCUGUCCAACAAAAAUAGAAUCUCAGCAGCGGAGCAACAUACCAGUGGACCAUAGCAGAGUUUGUGGCAAAACAUAUGUGAUUUCAUGGAGACCCUUCCAGAAAUCCUGCCUUCACCAAGAACUGAAGCUGAUGGGUGAAUAUGCACUCCAAAACAAAUGUAAGAUCUGGAGGGCCAAAUUUGCUCUGAUGGAGAUCCACAAGGCUGCCCAGGAGCUGUUGGUGAUGGGCCAGGAACCUCGGCAUCUGUUUGAAGGCAAUGCCCUGUUGCAACAGAUCCUUGUAAGUUGCUGA